Topomyia yanbarensis is the source of this 2286-nucleotide messenger RNA. RefSeq names its product G protein-activated inward rectifier potassium channel 3-like. The record is from RefSeq and is a predicted model, not a curated record. Bases 314 to 2053 code for a protein of 579 amino acids. Gene Ontology annotation, biological process: regulation of monoatomic ion transmembrane transport; potassium ion import across plasma membrane. Lineage: Eukaryota; Metazoa; Arthropoda; Insecta; Diptera; Culicidae. The transcript is spliced from 4 exons. Gene Ontology annotation, cellular component: plasma membrane. Gene Ontology annotation, molecular function: inward rectifier potassium channel activity.
UCGGAUUAGUCUUGCACGCACGGUAGACGCGAAUGAACGGAAUUGUGGCUUCGCUACGACGUCGGAAUCGGUUGACUGGAAAUUAUCAGUAAUUCAUUUUUUUGCGUGCUUCAGUUAAUUAUUGCUGUUAGCUUCGAUUUAAUUUUUUUUUCGGUGAACGCUACGAUUGGCAGUUAACGAAAUGUUGCUAAUCCUGUGAUUUGUGCCUUAUCACAGUAUCUGGCGGCAAGAAAAGUUCAAGUGCCAUAAGCCAAUCGUAGAGGUGUGUCGUCGGUGGAAUAGGUGACCGUGCGAAUAGUGACAGUGACUGGAAAUGAGCUACGAGCAGAGGAAAGUACCAACCUUCCCGGUGGGGGACAUUGAAUCGCCGGACAGCCGGGAUGAUCAGAAACUACUAGGCAAUCCGUUCGAUAAGCUACCACCGAUAUUGAUGGGCGGAACGAACGGGGGACAUCAUCAACUACAGUGGCAGAAAAGUAGCCCGGUGACGCCAACGACGCCGCUUGUCUACGCACCCCGAUCGCCGUCGCUUGGCAGAAGAAGCCGAGCAUUCCGUCCGGGCACAACUCGAAAGUACCGAAAGCGGGCCAUCCUAAAGAACGGAGAGUGCAACAUUUCAACCUCCAAAGUGUCCCAGCAGCGGUUGCGUUUCCUGCAGGAUAUCUUCACCACCCUGGUGGAUGCACAGUGGCGCUGGACGUUGCUGGUGUUUGCCUUCAGCUUCGUCGGUUCGUGGCUAUUCUUCGCGGUGAUCUGGUGGUUGAUUGCCUUCACACACGGCGACCUCGAGGAGCUACAUCUGCCGGAUAAUCAAGCCGAAACCGGUUGGAACCCGUGCGUGUACAACAUCCGCUCGUUCACCUCCUGCUUCCUGUUCUCGAUCGAAACGCAGCACACGAUCGGUUACGGUGUGCGAACGACGACGGAGGAAUGUCCGGAGGCGAUUUUCAUCAUGUGCUUCCAGUCGAUCUACGGCGUCAUGAUACAGGCCUUCAUGGUUGGCAUUGUGUUUGCCAAAAUGACCCGACCGAAGCAUCGAACGCAGACGUUGCUGUUCUCGAAACAUGCCGUGAUCUGUCAGCGAGAUGGAGAGUUGUGCUUCAUGUUCCGGGUUGGAGAUAUGCGCAAGAGUCACAUCAUCGGGGCCAAUGUGAGGGCGCAGUUGAUUCGCACCAAGACUACCAAGGAGGGCGAGGUGUUGAUGCAGUACCAGUCCGAACUGGAGGUCGGGGUUGACGGUGGUGCUUCGGAUAUGUUCUUCAUCUGGCCCCAGGUGGUGGUUCAUAAGGUCAAUUCGGAUUCACCGUUGUACAACAUGUCGGCGACGGAUUUACUGCAGGAUCGGUUCGAGGUUGUUGUUAUCUUGGAGGGUACGGUGGAGUCGACGGGACAGUCGACUCAGGCCAGAUCGAGUUAUGUUAACACGGAGAUACUGUGGGGACAUCGAUUUGAGCCGGUGGUUUUCUACAACAAGGAAAUUCAGGGCUACGAAAUCAACUACAGUAAGUUCGACGAGACGCAGCAGGUGGAUACGCCCCUUUGCUCGGCACGUGAGUUGGCCGAAUUCUACAAGAUUCAGGACGACUACAAAAGUAAUGACCAUCUCGACAACAUCUCCUCGAAGACGCUGCUGGAACAGCGCUGGCAGUACAAAUACCGCUCGCUGAUGGACACCCUCAGCCAAUCGGUCAACCUCGAGGACGAAACUGGAUCCUUGCGACUCAGCAGGCACCCAUCUAAUCGAUCCUACCUUACGAUCCAGAAUGUUCCCCGGAGGCACCGAUCCUAUGUGCAGCUGGAGAACAACCUGCGCAAUCUGUUUGACUCAGUGCCGCCAACGGCGAAACGUGCCCCUUCCGCUUCCGCUCCGCUUUCCUCUUCCUCCACCACACAGCCUGUUCCUGCACCUGCACCAACUCCAGCCCCUGUUUCGGGGGAAUGUGGAGAACCUCCGAGAUAUUCUCCUCCACCGCCGGCGAUCUGCGACGGCGUGUUUACUUUCGGAAGCAAUCGCAAUCGGAGCGGUUCGACGAGGAGUCGGUCCAGCAACUAGCGGCCGCUGAGCACGAGAAAUGAGAUCUUUGCUUUUAGUUUUGUUUAGGUUUACUCUGAGGUAGAAUAUCGAAUCCUAGCAUUAGGCAGGUAGGUAGUAACCAAUUUGAUUACCAACGGUAGGCUGUAAGAUUAGUUAGGAAUGAAUGAGUAUUAUUUUAAGGAUGAAGAUGAAAGAAAUAUUAAAACCAGUGAUAUUUUAUCCGACGACGACUGUUGAACACGUUGAAAAUA